Colletotrichum chrysophilum is the source of this 1569-nucleotide messenger RNA. RefSeq lists its product as uncharacterized. Lineage: Eukaryota; Fungi; Ascomycota; Sordariomycetes; Glomerellales; Glomerellaceae. Bases 1 to 1569 code for a protein of 522 amino acids. The transcript has a single exon. The record is from RefSeq and is a predicted model, not a curated record.
AUGGACUCUCUUCUACGGCGCAUGUUCAGCUUUGCCUUCUUCACUAUCGGGGCAAUGGCCACGAUCAAGUUCUUUGACCCGCCAUUCCAGUGCCCGAGUGUCAUUGACACUGUCCUUCCGAUUGGGCAGUAUAGCGAGUAUCUCUAUGGGAGGCUUGAAGACCCAAGUGAUCCCGAGAUGCAAACCAUGAAGGAAAUACACAAUACGCUCUCCAAUUGUUCGUCCGUCAAAAGUCUGAAGCUACUUCUCACCAAGCUCCAGGGCGAGUUUGAGCCCGACCGCAAUGACUUUCCCUUCCAGUACCCAUCGGGCUCGCGCUACCCGUCGCAACUAGAAGUCCUCGACUUAGAGGGCUACAGGUUUGACGAAAUGCCGUGGGAAGAGGCGCGCAAAAUGCUGUCAAGCACCGACUCGACCUUCCAUAAGUACCUCGACUGGCUCGGGUCCGGCAAGGCUUGGAGUUGGCUCAAGUGGAUGUGGCUCUCGAAGCAGCAGAAGCAGAUGACGAAUCUCGACUUGUGGCUUGAAGCAAUGGACUUUUCUCGCAUCAAAACACUCGUGCUCAUCCCACCAGAGCCAAGCAUUUUCUCGAGGUCUAAGAGCCAUGCGCCCAACUCUACCCAACUAGCACCACACCUCAAGUCUCUCACAUCUCUGACGGCCCGCGGGCCUUGGACAGGAGACCUUAUCACAGCGCUGCCGGAGAACUCGCUUGCACAUCUGGCAUGGUUGAGCAGCCGGAGACCGUGGCGGUUGGCUGAACCUGUCAUUCGCCAUCACGCAAAGUCACUCACGAGUCUUGAGUGGAGGGUGUCCGAGGCAGAGGCAGAUUGGAGAUCGUCCAUCAACCCGGAGCAGAUCGCAGAGCUAGGGAUCAUGGCUCCAAAUCUGCGUGACAUCACGAUUGACAUGCGGCAGAAUGAUGUCUGGCCUUACAGACACCUAGAAGCCCUCGCCACAAAGUUUCCCAAGCUGGAGAACGCGACCUUAUUCUUCGAUAUGGCAAGCUACUGUCGCAGAGCCAUUGAUGCGCGGAAGAACAGGAUGUUGGGUCGGGAGAGAUGGAAAAUGGAAAUGAGCAGCAACUGCGGCCCGGGUGAGGACGAGUUUGCUCACCCGCGGCUGGAUGUUACGAGCGCACAAGACAUGUUUGAGUUUCUGGUGGAAAGGAAUGAGGUUGGCCAAUUGAGGAAAGUCACCUUUUACUCGGGCGAUUGGGACAGGCCAAGGGAGGAACAUCGAUGGGGGUCGGAGUGGCUGGAUGGGAAGCGCACCUGGGCUAAUUGCUGGAUAUCUGAAGAUCUCGCCGAGGUAAAAGAUGCAGGCAACAAAUAUCGGCAUUCCGAAGAACUGUGGAUGGUGUGCCAGGCAGGGAGUAAGAGACAGUUCCAUGAGAUUGGCUCCCGAAGAACAAUCUGGGAUAACGACGAAUGGUGGUGGGACAGGACGAUGGAACAACGGAUCUGGAAGAUGGAGAUGGGCAAAUCUCCAGCGAACCCAUUCAUUUCACAGUUGUGUGGCUCAAAGACGCGGGGGCGUAUUCCUGAGCCUCCGGGUUUGGCUCAAUAA